AUGCUGGGUCGAUUAAUAGGAUGGGUUCUCCUCCUCUUCGGUUUUGAAACUUGGUAUAUCCCCCUCAUUCAACCGCAGGAGCGUUUGCGGCCCGACCACCGGCCGUGGCAGGAUAUCAUCACUGGUCUAUACGGCGUCCCUCCUCUCUUGAAGAUCCAUGACCGCGACGGGGACGUGAAAUGGAGCUUCACGCGCAAGGACGUCACCCAGAAUCUGCCCCCGGGACUACAGAAAUGUCUCUAUAGCAAUGCAAACGAUGCGACCGAAGUUAAAUGGAUGAAUAAUGGCACUAGUGUCGGUGCUAUCUACAGUGACCUGGCUCUCGUCAUCAACUAUACCCCAGACAACCCGGGAACCGACAAACUUAUUACCUUUGCUGUCUGUCUAGAUACUGUGCUCCUUCGAAAUGCGCAUACGGUAGAGCCAUUGCCGGGACAGCGAUUCGCUAUCGCGACCACCGGCCAACGACCCUGGGACGGUAUCCUCGUGUAUAACGCUAGCGCCGGCAAUGCACUUACUGACGACCCUCCUAUUAUUCAAAACAUCACUGGCCUACGCGCUAUUCACGGCAUGAUCUGGGACGAACAAGGCCAGAUGUUAUGGGCGGCUGGAACAGAUGCCGCCGCGGACGGAUCCGAUCUAAUUUCAGCAUACGGGACUAUCGUUGGCUAUCCUUGGAAUGCUACAACUGGCCUACUAAAUAAGGAUAAUCGAAAAAUCUAUAAAAUACCGGAGGCGUACCACCUCAUGACCGAAUGGGGUCAAGGGUAUCCCUGGUGGGCCGGUUUACACGAUCUCGUGCCCGUCCCCAAUCAGCGCAAGUUCCUAGUUUCGGAAGACCGCGGUCUGCAUGCUUUCGAUAUCGAGCUCGGCCAGUUUACCGAGCAUUAUGAGAACGUCACCGAUAGAUAUAUGCAAGGAUUUGAGUGCACCACCGACGAUCGCUACGGUUAUAACAGCGACGGAGAGUGGCAGGAGCUGCCGCAGUCGGACUUGAAGAGUUUCAGUCUCGCGUCUGAUGGAAGCUUCAUUUAUGUGCAGUCUUUGUGGAAAAAGUUCCGUGGCUUCCAUACCAGCUUGGUGGUCAACGGAAAGCGACGCAAGAUCAAUAUCGGCGAUGAGAUCUACCGAUCGCGCUGGUAUGGAGAUAUCGAUGGCUGGCCGAAGCCCAAGUUUUAA
Penicillium atrosanguineum is the source of this 1179-nucleotide messenger RNA. RefSeq lists its product as uncharacterized. NCBI's taxonomy places the organism in Eukaryota, Fungi, Ascomycota, Eurotiomycetes, Eurotiales, Aspergillaceae. The transcript has a single exon. The coding region runs from base 1 to 1179 and encodes 392 amino acids. The record is from RefSeq and is a predicted model, not a curated record.